This is a messenger RNA of Mercenaria mercenaria, 647 nucleotides long. RefSeq lists its product as uncharacterized. The transcript is spliced from 3 exons. NCBI's taxonomy places the organism in Eukaryota, Metazoa, Mollusca, Bivalvia, Venerida, Veneridae. Bases 159 to 593 code for a protein of 144 amino acids. The record is from RefSeq and is a predicted model, not a curated record.
UUAUCCCUUUUCCUUAGAACAAAGCAAUCAGUGCGAGAACUUUCACCAUCAAGGAUUCAGUAGCUAGGAGAUUAUCGGAAGCAUCACCAAAACUUGCACAGACUGUAAGAAAACAGAGGUUCUCUCUGACCAUCAGUGAAUCAUUUGCGUUAAAUAAAAUGAAAAGUGGAAAUGACGGUAACCAUGACAACCAAGAAGAUUUUGUAGAUGAUGUUUUUCAAUCACCAGAGGUAUUUCACAGACAGAGAAUUGAUUCACAGACAUACUUGGUGAGACAGCGAGUGGAUAAUGAUGCAAACAAUAACAGUGUCAAGUCGAGCUGCAGCAAUGUGGAGAAAGACCAGACAAAAAAUUAUGUGAACACUACAAUGGUACAAGCAUUAUCUGUAUCAAAGUUUAACAUUGAACUGACAAAAAACAUACUUUAUGAUGAGAUCAGACUGAAAAUUGGAAAUAAACAAUGUGAUCAUUUGAUAAGUCAGGUUAGACAACUUAUUGUGGAAGAUGGACAAAGUUAUCAGUGUUUGAGACAUAAAUUGAUUAAAGAAGAACUUGAGUUGCUCCCCCUGAUUUGUAUGUAUUUAACUGUAUAAUGAAGUGCAUACACAUUUUUUUUGUGCUGAAAUAUUUUUGCUAUGACAAACCGU